This is a messenger RNA of Sphenostylis stenocarpa, 594 nucleotides long. The record is from the annotation of a GenBank genome assembly. NCBI's taxonomy places the organism in Eukaryota, Viridiplantae, Streptophyta, Magnoliopsida, Fabales, Fabaceae.
AUGCUCUCUUUCAAACUUGGUCUCUACCUUCUUAUUGCAUCUGUCUUUGCCCUCCACCUUCUUCCUGGUCCAGUGGUCUGUGAUGACAAGGAGAAGGAUCUGCUUCAUGACAUAAACAUAUACAGAAAAGUUUUGAACCUUCCUGUUCUGGAUGAGAAUGAGGAGGCUUCUUGCUUAGCCGAGGAGAUCGCAGAAGAUCUAGCGGACACGCACUGCGAAGUGUUUCAUGACUACUACCCCACGCCUGGUGCCAACCCCAAAAUUCCCAACUUCCAAAAGAACGUAGAGAAAUGCCACAUCAACAUCAACACCACCACAGAAGGGGUCAUCAUGCCUCUCUGUGUCCACAAGUUGGACCGCGAUGAUCUGUUUUCCAAUUUCAGCAGAUCUAAUCGCUUCACAAAGUACCUCAAGCAAUCAAAGUAUAAAAUUGCAGGGGUUGGUUCCGAACAUGAUUGGAUGGUUCUUAUUAUCAGCACCAACUCUUCUUCCGGAGAUUUCUCCUCUGCAUCUUCUCUGCUCCGUCUCCCUUCCAACCCUCACUUCCUCAUGCUCGCAUUCUUCUUCACCACCCUCCUUCUUUUCUCCAACUAA